AUUUUCAAUGCUUUUCAUUACAUCAUUUGCUGCUAUUAGGAGAAUCGGUGCUUCCAUAAGUUGUUAUACGUGUAGUUCCCGUAACGGAUCGGACCAAUACUGUGCCGACCCUUUUCAUCCGGCAAUGUCUAAGUAUAUCGAGAACUGUAAGGUUCCCAAACAGAAUCACAUCGGAGUAUUUCCCGCGAGAUUCUGUGUUAAAGUCAUCGGCAAAACAGCAACGACUGGUGAAGAGUUGGUGAUAAGAGCCUGUUCUCUGGUAAAUAUGGACAACCAAUGCGGAAACUUUAGAUUUGAAAAUGAUACACUUCAAGGCUGUAUAUUAACGUGUGAUUACGAUGGUUGCAAUUCAUCGCCAAAAUUAAUUAAAUUACACACAUUUCACUGCAUUAUACAAAGUUGA
Messenger RNA from Oppia nitens, 403 nucleotides. Its product is annotated as U-scoloptoxin(05)-Cw1a-like. NCBI's taxonomy places the organism in Eukaryota, Metazoa, Arthropoda, Arachnida, Sarcoptiformes, Oppiidae. Bases 8 to 403 code for a protein of 131 amino acids. The record is from RefSeq and is a predicted model, not a curated record. Gene Ontology annotation, biological process: positive regulation of voltage-gated potassium channel activity; sleep; regulation of synaptic transmission, cholinergic. The transcript is spliced from 5 exons.